AUGAAGGGUGAUGCUAAGACGCUGUUUGAAAGGUUUUGCCUGGAGAGUAGCCUUCUUGGGGUCAAAUAUUUCUACCUUUAUAAUGAUCGGUUUUCUAGGUGUUUCUGGCUUCUUACAAUUUUGGCUCUGUUCUCACUGUCUUGCUGGAUAUCUGUUCUGCUGUACAGUCGUUUUGAGGAGAUGCCCACGCGCAUCACUAUCGAGAACCAAUAUGAGCCGAUACUAAACAAGAGUUUUCCAGCCGUCACCAUCUGCUCGCCCAAUCAAAUAACUGAGAGCAGCACUCGACACUUGAAGAGAACUUUUGCAUUAGAAGUGUUGGGCUUAAUACCACAGGCAUGUGGGGAUUUCCUCAAAGUGUGUUUCUGGCUAGGCAAAGCGUUUGAUUGCGACGAGCUGUUCAAGCCCAUUCUAACCCAGCACGGCAUGUGCUGCAGCUUCAACAGCGCCUACCACUUCAAUGGAAAAAGAAACGAAAAGAUCUCAAACAUGGAGCCGGAAAGGAUCACAACGACUGGUUUCAUGAACGCUCUGAGCAUUGUCACUGAUUACGAUCCGGAAAACGCGCUAGACAAAACCAUCACCAACUACGGAGCAUCAAGGCUGAUAUUUUCUGAUUGGAGAGAGUUUCCUUCGGACGACGAAUCGUAUUUCGUAGUCCCGUACGUAGAGUCCUUCCACUUCAUACAUCUGACGCACACCUACUGCUCUGACGAUGUCGCCUCUCUGCCGGCUACAAGUCGGCGGUGCUUCUUCGACGACGAGUACAGCCUACCGUACUUCCACCGCUUCUACAACUCCGACUGCGACCUGGCGUGCGACGUGCGCGAGGUGGAGCGCAGCUGCCGGUGCACCAUGGUGUUCGUGCCCAACGUGCGCCCGCGCAACGCCUGCAACGUCACCAGCGUUGGGUGCAUCAUGAAGUCUAAACUGGAGAUGAACAAGUGGUACGAGAAGGACGCGUGCGUAUGCCCUCGCAACUGCAUCUCGUACUCCUACCGCGUGGAAAUGCUCUCCGGCAACCUGGACGCGCUGCCCUACCUCGCCUCCAACCCUUACAAAGGCAUCGUAUUCAACCAGAGCACGUCGCUGAUGCACUUCAUCAUCCCCUCGCCCGUGUUCGUCAAGCAGAAGCAGGAGACCGUCAUGUCCAUCAUCACCAUGUCAUCUAACCUCGGUGGGAUUUUCGGUCUUUGCUUGGGAUUCAGUGUAAUCAGUGUGCUGGAAAUACUCUUCUUUAUAUAUUUAGCAAUAAAGAACAAAAUUCUCAGCUAUAUACAACAGAAAAAACAUAGGAAGGUAAUGUUCUUAAAAUAAACUCUAUCGUUUCAAGAUUUUUAGUAGCAGUUGGAACCUUAUCACC
This is a messenger RNA of Aricia agestis (brown argus), 1363 nucleotides long. Its product is annotated as sodium channel protein Nach-like. Gene Ontology annotation, cellular component: membrane. Lineage: Eukaryota; Metazoa; Arthropoda; Insecta; Lepidoptera; Lycaenidae. Gene Ontology annotation, biological process: sodium ion transmembrane transport. The transcript is spliced from 9 exons. Gene Ontology annotation, molecular function: ligand-gated sodium channel activity. Bases 1 to 1317 code for a protein of 438 amino acids. The record is from RefSeq and is a predicted model, not a curated record.